Messenger RNA from Solanum stenotomum, 541 nucleotides. RefSeq names its product U1 small nuclear ribonucleoprotein A-like. Gene Ontology annotation, molecular function: RNA binding. Lineage: Eukaryota; Viridiplantae; Streptophyta; Magnoliopsida; Solanales; Solanaceae. The record is from RefSeq and is a predicted model, not a curated record. The transcript is spliced from 4 exons. The annotation marks the transcript as partial.
AUGGAGCUUCCGCAGCGGCGAACUGAAAUUCUAUGGGCUGAUUUUUCUUCCAAUUGGAUUGAGUUAAGGGGCUCAAAGCCCAAUUGUUUAUCUAGCCCAAGCCCAAAUCAGAGCCCUAUUCGUUCCCAAAAAUUUCUGGAGAAAUUAACGACAACUGAAGUUUCUACCUCACCGGCGAAAGUUUCAGCUAGGCGUAGACGAGGAGCCAUGGCGGAAGCGAACCAAAAUACGAACCCGAAUCCAGCCCCAAGCGGCGGCGAAACUCCACUGAAUGUGACUAUUUACAUCAACAACCUCAAUGAAAAAAUCAAGCUAGAAGAGCUGAAGAAAUCGAUGCACGCUGUGUUCUCACAGUUUGGUAAGAUACUUGAGGUUUUAGCAUUCAAAACCCUAAAGCAUAAAGGACAGGCGUGGGUAGUGUUUGAGGAGGUUUCUUCUGCUAGCAAUGCACUUCGCCAGAUGCAGGGUUUUCCUUUCUACGACAAGCCUAUGAGAAUACAAUAUGCAAAGACGAAAUCUGAUGUUGUAGCAAAAGCUGAUG